CAAAAUCUCCUUUUAGUGCUUCUUUAGAACUACUAGCAGCUCAUAAAUGGAGGGUCUUCUUCCACUUGUGUUCAGAGCAAUCAAGAAAAGCAGAACUCGCCGACAGUAUCACUGUCUUUCAACCGGAGCUUCUCUCAGCUACAUCAACAUGGCCGAGAUCUGUCCUCAGACUGAAUCUCAAAGCCAUGUCUAUGAGACAGCUCCCACCCAGAAAGUGGCUCAUCAUCAUCAUCUUUAUGCAGGGAACGACCAUGAUCAUCGUCAUCAUCGGCGACAUAAAUCUGUGGGAGACUUCGAUUAUGGGUUUCCGUCUGCUCACGAGGACAGAACAGACCGUGGCUCUUCCCCUCCGAAGCAGCUAGUGCGAUUUGGAAGUCAUAGAAUGUUUUCAUGUGUCAAUGGUGUCUAAGGUUGAAGCACCUUAUUGAUUUGCAUAUUUAAUAAAAAGGUCGAAGGUUUAACCUCGAUCCCAGUAAUGUUUCUUCUGUGAACUCCUUUCUGGGUUGAAUUAUAUCUGCACUUUCUUUCCGCUUCAGAGAUUCUUGCUAUGCCAAGAUUUUUGGCUAUCAUUCAACAAAA
Neltuma alba is the source of this 579-nucleotide messenger RNA. RefSeq lists its product as uncharacterized. The transcript has a single exon. The record is from RefSeq and is a predicted model, not a curated record. NCBI's taxonomy places the organism in Eukaryota, Viridiplantae, Streptophyta, Magnoliopsida, Fabales, Fabaceae. Bases 47 to 409 code for a protein of 120 amino acids.